ACAGUUUCACUUUCAGGCCUUAAGCGUAACCUUUAACAUUUUAUCAAACAAAAAAAAAAAAAAAAACUAAAUUUCUUCGAAUCACAAGAUGACCAAGUACUUCAACACGCACAUCCUACAAUCGCUGGUGGCCGAGCUGUCCGCAGAGUAUCGGGAUCGUUAUCUGAACCGAAGCUCGGCGGACCGCUACGUUCUGUAUGCCUCCUCCGAUCCUUGCAAGGAGCUUCAUCCCCGGACCGUGAAGAAGAGUUUGGUGAAUCUGUUUGGAAGGAAUGAGUCGCCAAACGAAUGCGUCGUGAGAAUCCGUGAGGAGAGUUUCCCCAAGAUAACGGAGCCGCUGGGCUUGGAGAGUGCUGUCGAUGAAAUGGGGAAAUCGGAGGAAGAAGGCCUCGGGAAGGGCACAAAUUCCAAAUCCUCAACGAGUAUCAUCAAUCUGGAUCAACGCGCCAGGGGCGGCCUCAACGCCUCCUAUGAUCCCAAUAUGCUAUUUGAGAAUGAAUACCAGUCCAACUGGACGGGGGAGAGUAACUCCAAUUUCUUUCGCAAUCCCUCCAUGCUCUGGAUAGAAAAGCAAAUCAAGAGUUACACAGAUGCUCACCAUGCACAGAUGCAGGAGAAGCAGGUGGAUCUUGAUGAGCCAAGCUCCGCGAUGAACCAGAUGCCGUUCCAGGAGGCGAGUUCCGAGCUGAGCUCAGAGGAGAACGAUAUUCCGGAACAGGGGAUCCAUCUGUUCGAUUCCUGGGAUUCCUGGUUAAUUCGAUUCUAUAUGGACCGCGCACACUGUGCUUCCUUUAUUCUGGGACCAGCCACUGAUGAGUGCAUAGCGGUCCUAGCAGACCACAUCGUUACCAUGAUCAAGUGGGCAACGAAUAAGGAGGUGCAACCUUCUGAGAUAGCAGACGAGCCACACUAGAUGCUAUAUUCGCAAAAUGGAGACAGCGGUGGCUGUGCGGCAGUGGAGUUUCCCCCCCAAACCUCCGAGCCGAGGACGGAAACGGAGCAGCAGCUGCGUCAAACUUUUACUGCCCCUCCACCAGCCGCUCUUUAAACCCUUUGAGUACCUCCAGGAUAUCGCGCUGCUCUUGACCCAUGUACCCGAUAACCCCGACAAGGAGCCAUCAGUGUUAAUGCGAUGUGCGUUCAACCCUUGUGGCCAAAAUUUUAAGUAAAGGAAUAUAAGACUG
Drosophila simulans is the source of this 1184-nucleotide messenger RNA. RefSeq lists its product as uncharacterized. The transcript has a single exon. Bases 89 to 913 code for a protein of 274 amino acids. NCBI's taxonomy places the organism in Eukaryota, Metazoa, Arthropoda, Insecta, Diptera, Drosophilidae. The record is from RefSeq and is a predicted model, not a curated record.